ACACUCUUCCACAACAGAUCUCUCCCACUUGAAGAAGAGAUCUACAAAGCUCAUUUCCUCUUCCUUUUCUCUGUGCUCGAACUCUUCGAUCUCGAUGCAUUUGUUUCCCUUGUCCAAUCCAAUUUCAAAGUUCAGUAGUUAACAAUUCAUUCAAAUUCACAAAUCAUUGAAAGAGAGGGAGGAAGACAGGGAGAGUUGUGAGGAGAUGGCUUUCAUGGCUGUUCUUGAAUCCGAUCUCCGCGCUCUCUCCGCCGAAGCACGCCGCCGCUACCCCUCCGUCAAGGAUGCAGCAGAACACGCCAUCUUAAAGCUUCGUACAUUGUCAAGUCCCAGUGAAAUUUCGCAUAAUGAAGACAUAGUACGGAUUUUUUUAAUGGCAUGUGAGGUUAAAACUGUCAAACUUAGUGUUAUUGGACUUUCCUGUCUACAAAAGCUCAUAUCUCAUGAUGCAGUUGCCCCAUCAGUUCUCAAUGAGAUACUUCCUACAUUGAAAGAUCAUGCUGAAAUGCCAGAUGAGAGUGUUCAAUUAAAGACUUUGCAGACUAUAUUUAUAAUAUUUCAGUCACGGUUGCAUCCUGAAAGUGAGGAGAAUAUGGCUCAAGCUCUUGGAAUCUGUCUUCGACUUCUUGAAAACAAUCGAUCUUCUGACAGUGUUCGGAACACUGCUGCUGCUACCUUCAGGCAGGCGGUAGCUUUGGUUUUUGACCAUGUUGUCCAUACUGAGACUCUUCCAACAGAAAAGUUUGGUUCUGGAAAUUAUAUAUUUCGUGCAAGCUCAGUUACUGGUGAUGUUAGUCGCAGCAUGAAUAAUUCAGAGUCAUUGGAACACAACUUUGCUUCUGGAAAGCCACUGUUGAUGAGGGAGACCACAACUAGUGCUGGGAAGCUAGGGCUUCGUUUGCUUGAAGACCUGACAGCUCUUGCUGCAGGUGGAUCUGCAUGUUGGUUACGUGUUAGCUCUCUUCAACGGACAUUUGUACUUGAUAUACUCGAGUUCAUUCUAUCCAAUUAUGUGGCUAUGUUCAAGAUUUUGGUUUCGUAUGAACAGGUGUUGCGGCACCAAAUAUGUUCACUUUUAAUGACUUCACUGCGUACCAACUCUGAGCUUGAAGGAGAAGUAGGAGAGCCGUAUUUUCGUCGCUUGGUCUUGCGAUCGGUUGCCCACAUUAUCAGGCUUUAUAGUUCAUCCCUUAUUACUGAAUGUGAGGUGUUCCUUAGCAUGCUAAUCAAAUUAACUUUUCUUGAUCUGCCAUUAUGGCAUCGUAUUCUUGUUCUUGAGAUCUUAAGGGGAUUUUGUGUAGAAGCACGGACACUGCGAAUCCUUUUCCAAAACUUUGAUAUGCAUCCGAAGAACACAAAUGUUGUGGAGGGUAUGAUUAAAGCUCUUGCUCGAGUUGUUUCAAGUGUGCAGUUUCUAGAGACAAGUGAAGAGAGCCUGGCAGCAGUUGCAGGGAUGUUCAGCAGCAAAGCUAAAGGAAUUGAAUGGAGUCUUGACAAUGAUGCAUCAAAUGCAGCAGUCCUGGUUGCUAGUGAGGCACAUGCUAUUUCUUUGGCAAUUGAAGGUUUGUUGGGUGUUGUCUUUACUGUAGCUUCGCUGACUGAUGAAGCAGUAGAUGCUGGGGAGCUUGAAUCCCCUAGAUGUGAUUAUGUCCCUUCAGCAAAGUGUGGUGGAAAAACUGCAGUUCUCUGCAUUUCGAUGGUUGAUUCAUUGUGGUUGACCAUUCUUGAUGCUCUGUCCCUUAUUUUAGCAAGGUCUCAAGGAGAGGCUAUUGUGUUGGAAAUUUUAAAGGGGUAUCAGGCAUUUACUCAGGCAUGUGGAGUUCUUCAUGCUGUAGAGCCUUUAAAUUCUUUCCUAGCAUCCCUUUGCAAAUUCACUAUCAAUUUUCCAAAUGAAGUGGAAAGAAGAAGCACUGCAUUACAGUCUCCUGGAUCAAAACGUACCGACUUAAUUGCUGAUCAGAGAGAUAGCAUUAUCCUUACACCAAAGAAUGUGCAGGCUUUAAGGACUCUCUUCAAUAUUGCUCAUCGACUACAUAAUGUGUUGGGCCCAUCUUGGGUUUUGGUAUUGGAAACUUUGUCUGCUCUGGACAGAGCAAUCCAUUCUCCACAUGCCACCACACAGGAAGUCUCCACAUCAGUGCCAAGACUUGCAAGAGAAUCUUCUGGUCAAUACAGUGAUUUCAGUAUUCUCUCCUCUUUAAAUUCUCAGCUGUUUGAGAGCUCGGCCCUUAUGCACAUAUCUGCUGUUAAGUCGCUUCUUUCUGCACUGUGUCAAUUGUCACAUCAAUGUAUGGUUGAGACUUCAAGUGGUUUUGGACCAGCAACAAGUCAGAAAAUUGGAAGUAUCAGUUUUUCUGUUGAAAGAAUGAUAUCCAUCCUUGUCAACAAUCUUCACCGAGUGGAACCAUUGUGGGAUCAAGUUGUUGGCCACUUUCUUGAGCUUGCUGACAAUUCUAAUCAGCAUUUGAGAAACAUGGCACUCGAUGCUUUGGAUAAAUCAAUAUGUGCUGUUUUAGGUUCUGAACAGUUUGAAGAUCAUGCAUUGUCCAGAUCCAAUGAAAAUUCUAAGGAUGUAGGAUGUAAGGAAACAGAAUUAAGAUCGCUUGAGUCUGCUGUCAUAUCUCCUCUGAGGGUCCUAUAUUCUUCUUCUCAAAGCAUUGAUGUUCGUGCUGGAUCUUUGAAAAUUCUUCUGCAUGUCUUGGAGAGGUGUGGAGAAAAAUUGCUAUACACUUGGCCUAAUAUACUUGAAUUAUUGAGGUCUGUUGCAGAUGCAUCUGAAAAGGAUCUUGUCACUCUGGGUUUCCAGAGCCUGCGUGUGAUCAUGAAUGAUGGACUUGCAACCAUACCUCCAGACUGCCUCAAUGUAUGUAUUGAUGUUACUGGAGCAUAUGGUGCUCAAAAGACUGAGUUAAAUAUAAGCUUGACUGCAAUAGGGCUUUUAUGGACUACAACAGACUUUAUUGUGAAGGGAUUGUUACAUGGGUCAUCAGAAGAGAAGGAAAAAGGUAUUGUGAAGGUUAAUUCUGUUUCAAAUAAAGUGGAUGGUCAAAAGAAGGAAGAGCAGGCAGAAAAUAUAUCUAGUGAUAUAAACGGCCAGUCUCCCUCAAUCAAUAUAGCAGACCGGGAUAAAUUGAUAAUCUCUGUUUUCUCAUUGCUUCAAAAACUUGGAGAUGAUGAAAGGCCAGAGGUCAGGAAUUCUGCUAUCAGGACACUCUUUCAAAUUCUUGGAGGUCAUGGGCAAAAACUUUCAAAAAGCAUGUGGGAAGACUGUCUCUGGAAUUAUGUUUUCCCAACUCUAGAUAGUGCUUCCCAUAUGGCAGCAACUUCAUCAAAGGAUGAAUGGCAAGGGAAAGAACUUGGAAUUCGAGCAGGAAAAGCAGUUCACAUGCUUAUUCAUCAUAGUCGGAACACAGCUCAGAAACAAUGGGAUGAGACACUUGUACUAGUCCUUGGUGGAAUAGCUCGUUUGUUACGCUCUUUCUUUCCUUUCCUCAGUAGCUUAAACAAUUUCUGGUCAGGAUGGGAAUCUUUGCUUCUCUUUGUAAAAGAUAGCAUUUUCAAUGGUAGUAAAGAGGUUUCUCUUGCAGCAAUAAAUUGUUUACAGACAACUGUGCUUGGCCAUUGCAGCAAGGGUAACUUGCCAAUGCCUUACCUUGUUUCAGUAAUUGAUGUGUAUGAAGUUGUUCUUCAAAAAUCACCAAACUACAGCAGUGGUGCAACUAACAAGGUGAAGCAGGAGGUUUUGCACGGUCUUGGAGAACUGUAUGUGCAAGCACAAAGGAUGUUUGACGAUCACAUGUACACACGGUUGCUUGCAAUCAUUGGUUUGGAAAUCAAGCAGACUGUGACAACUAGUGAUAACUGUGAAGCUGAGUUUGGACAAGUUCCGCAUGUACUGCGCACAGUGCUGGAAGUCUUGCCAAUGCUAUGUCCAGCUGAGCACCUUUCUUCAAUGUGGCUCAUCCUUCUGCGAGAACUCUUACAAUAUCUUCCAGGCCCGGAUUCUCCUCCACAGAGUGAAGAAGAGGAGGCAGGACAAGCCAGCACUAGUGACCAUACUCCAGAUGUUCCUGUGAAAAUGAAGUAUGAGACACCCAAUGGUACUGCUUCUGCCUCCGUCCAAAAGGCUGAAGUUCUGUCUCCAACCUCCAGAUCUGCUGCUGGUGCAACAGUUAAUAUCCCCAGUUAUUUAUUUGCAGAAAAGCUUAUUCCUAUUGUGGUAGAUCUCAUGCUAAAAGCUCCAGCCGUCGGAAAGUAUAUAAUUUUUCCAGAAGUUCUCCAGAGCCUUGGGAGGUCAAUGACAACAAGAAGAGACAAUCCAGAUGGUUCACUUUGGAGGUUAGCUGUUGAAGGCUUCAAUCGCAUUCUUGUUGAUGAUGUCAGCAAAUUAGCUGUGGAGUGUGAUUCAAAAAUUAGUAAGCCUGCAAGAUUGCGUAUAUGGAAAGAAGUCGCAGAUAUCUACGAAAUAUUCCUUGUGGGUUAUUGUGGACGCGCUCUUCCUUCCAAUUCCCUCCCAGCUGUCACACUUAAGGAUGAUGAGUCCCUUGAGAUGACCAUACUAAACAUUCUGGGUGAGAAGAUUCUUAAGUCACCAAUUGAUGCCCCUAUCGAGAUUCUGCAACGACUCGUUUCCACCUUGGAUCGCUGUGCCUCACGCACAUGCUCUUUGCCUGUUGAGACUGUGGAACUUAUGCCUUUGCACUGUAGUAGAUUUUCCUUGACAUGCUUACAGACAUUAUUUUCCCUCAGCAGUUUUGAUGAAGAAGUGGGUAAUUGGAACGUGGCAAGAUCUGAGGUCAGCAAAAUUGCAAUCAUGGUACUCGUGACAAGAUGUAAAUACAUCUUGAAUAGAUUUUUAGUUGAUGAAAAGGAAAUAGGUGAUCGUCCUCUACCAACAGCAAGGCUUGAAGAAGUAAUAUUUGUCCUUCAGGAACUGGCUUGUCUGGUGAUUCACUUAGACACUGCAUCUGUUCUUCCUCUACAUCCACGUUUGAAAUAUGGCCUAGCAGAAGGGAAACUUGACAAGCGACCACAUCUGCUUGUUCUUUUUCCCUCCUUUUGUGAACUUAUUACAUCAAGGGAAGCCAGACUAAGAGAGCUGGUACAAGUUUUGCUCAAACUCAUUGCAAAGGAACUGACAUUAGAAAAGGUUAUCACAGGCUGUUGAUACACAUAAACAUCUGUUUUUUUUUUUAUAAAAUACAGUACCAAGUCGUACUCUUACGUCCUUGUUUAUUUGAGGUUCAAAUAGGUUCAUCUUGCCCUCUAUUUUUGUAGUAUUAUUAUCUUAUUAUAUUAGUUUGUGUACAUUAUAGGAAAAAGGCCAGUUUUGCUGUAUUCAAAGUAGUAACCUCAGGAUCAUUUUUGUGAAUAAUAUGAGUAAAAAGGCCAGGAUCAAUUGCAACAUUUUUGUUUCUUUGAUUUUGUACCAAAAGUGUAAAAUUCUAUUGAUUUGAGUGUAUAACAUCGCCCUUUUGGUGGGUUAUUUU
Molecule: messenger RNA, 5489 nt
Organism: Theobroma cacao (cacao)
Lineage: Eukaryota; Viridiplantae; Streptophyta; Magnoliopsida; Malvales; Malvaceae
Product: ARM repeat superfamily protein
Source: RefSeq, a predicted model, not a curated record